This is a messenger RNA of Leptinotarsa decemlineata (Colorado potato beetle), 738 nucleotides long. RefSeq lists its product as uncharacterized. The record is from RefSeq and is a predicted model, not a curated record. NCBI's taxonomy places the organism in Eukaryota, Metazoa, Arthropoda, Insecta, Coleoptera, Chrysomelidae.
GAACGGUUCCUCGACCAGAGAAGUAGUCAGUUACGCCUUGCAUCGCAUUGUCUUUGAAAAUGAACAAACGCGGUUUGUUAUUUUUGACAUGUUUUCUGAUACAAAUGAUGAUUUUUUUGGAUCAGCCGGCUAGCACUUCAGGGCAAGAGCCUGCUUUUGAGUUACCAGUGGAAUUGGUUGGUUUUCCAGUUAUUAUAUUAGCGGUGAGGCUCUCCAAUUUCGUGAAGAAACUGGCUUAUUCUCUGAAUCCGGGCACCUACGUAGCUAAACGAUCACGUCGAGCUAUCCCGUCUGAUGAAAUGAUCAACAUGAUCGAAGCCGAGAAAAGAUUGGUUUCUGAAUUGGGCGAGAACGUCUGCAUUUAUCCCAAAGUGUGUUUACAUCACGCAAAAAAAGCUAGAACAAUCAACGGACGACAGGAAGUGGCCGUCGAUUGGGACGAGGUUUUCAGCAACUACAAGACGGCAACAGAAAAACAGAAAGAAUUCUAUCUACUCAGCGUUUUUCUUGGAGACUUUAUUGCAUCACCAUCUUUUUGCAACCAGCUGGUGAAACGAGGGCGUGGCUGCAAAGAAUAAUUCAGUGCCAUAGUUAAUUAGGUAAAUACUUCAUUUCAUAUCAGAAUGUCUGUUAGACAUUGAGUUACGUGCAGGACCGGAGUAGCGGUGAAGGAAUCAAUUGUGGCUGUUUUAGUGGUUCAUGGGCCACAAUAUUUUAUCAAUAAUGUUGACUAUUUUU